AUGGCCGAGACCGAUAAGAAGGCCAUCACCCAGAAGCAGGGGACUGCUGCACCCACCAAGGCCUCCAUCGCCUCUAGCUCUCCGUCUGCCCAGAAGCAGGGAACUGCCGCACCCGCCAAGGCCUCCAGCGCCUCUAGCUCUCCGUCUGCCCAGAAGCAGGGAACUGCCGCACCCGCCAAGGCUUCCAGCGCCUCUAGCUCUCCGUCUGCCCAGAAGCAGGGAACUGCCGCACCCGCCAAGGCUUCCAGCGCCUCUAGCUCUCCGUCUGCCCAGAAGCAGGGAACUGCCGCACCCGCCAAGGCUUCCAGCGCCUCUAGCUCUCCGUCUGCCCAGAAGCAGGGAACUGCCGCACCCGCCAAGGCUUCCAGCGCCUCUAGCUCUCCGUCUGCCCAGAAGCAGGGAACUGCCGCACCCGCCAAGGCUUCCAGCGCCUCUAGCUCUCCGUCUGCCCAGAAGCAGGGAACUGCCGCACCCGCCAAGGCUUCCAGCGCCUCUAGCUCUCCGUCUGCCCAGAAGCAGGGAACUGCCGCACCCGCCAAGUCUUCCAGCGCCUCUAGCUCUCCGUCUGCCCAGAACGACGCCGGUCAUCAGAAGUCCGACUCCUCUCCUGGCCAGCAUCAGCCUAAUGUCACUCCUCGCCCCACAAUCCCAAUUCAUCCCGUUCUAGCCAUGGUUCGGCCCAUUCUGAUACAUCAUCCUCGUACGGGCCAGCUCACACCUGUCUGCUGGGACGGAAGCCCCCAGGCCAAAAUCAUGCUCCAAAUGAUAGUUGCUGCCAAAAGGGAAGCUGGACUCUUUUAA
This is a messenger RNA of Branchiostoma floridae (Florida lancelet), 801 nucleotides long. RefSeq names its product putative protein TPRXL. The transcript has a single exon. The coding region runs from base 1 to 801 and encodes 266 amino acids. The record is from RefSeq and is a predicted model, not a curated record. Lineage: Eukaryota; Metazoa; Chordata; Leptocardii; Amphioxiformes; Branchiostomatidae.